This is a messenger RNA of Tachyglossus aculeatus (Australian echidna), 2080 nucleotides long. RefSeq names its product mitochondrial fission factor (gene MFF). Gene Ontology annotation, cellular component: peroxisome; mitochondrial outer membrane. NCBI's taxonomy places the organism in Eukaryota, Metazoa, Chordata, Mammalia, Monotremata, Tachyglossidae. Gene Ontology annotation, biological process: positive regulation of mitochondrial fission. The record is from RefSeq and is a predicted model, not a curated record. The transcript is spliced from 13 exons. The coding region runs from base 210 to 1328 and encodes 372 amino acids.
GGCGGGGCCAGUGCGCGCCGUCCUCCCGUGCGGCCUGGUCCCUCGGCCCUGCUUCCCUGCUGACGGCCUCCCAAGGCGUCCAAACAAGAUCCUCGGGGUGAAGUGGGAAAGAGACGAGUUCCACAUUUCCCAUAUAACGAAAUUUGGAGUUAAUAUGGAACAUAGAAACAAGUAAUCAGGCAGAUAACCAACGGGCUGGAACCCUUCUGAUGAGUGGGGCAGCGUUCCCUUCUCCCACAGCAGAGAUGGCAGAAAUGAACCGGAUUCAGUAUGAAAUGGAGUACACCGAAGGGAUCAGUCAGAGAAUGAGGGUCCCAGAAAAGUUAAAAGUGGCUCCCCCAAAUGCCGACCUGGAGCAGGGCCUCGACGAAGGAAUGCCAAAUGCCAGUGUAACUAUGCAGGUUCCCGAGAGGAUUGUCAUAGCAGGAAAUAAUGAUGACAUUCCAUUUUCAAGACCAGAGGACCUGGGCCUUAUCCAGUCAACCCCCUUCAAACCUCUGGCAUUGAAAACACCUCCCCGUGUACUCACACUAAGCGAGAGACCCCUUGACUUUCUGGAUUUAGAAAGAUCGGUUCCUCCCACCCCUCAAACCGAAGAUGAAAAGUUACAUUUGGAGGAGGAGCCCUGCCAGCAGCAAAUUCGUGCAGUUGGCAGACUGAAAAGAGAACGGUCCAUGAGUGAAAAUGCUGUCCGUCAAAAUGGGCAAUUAGUCAGGAAUGAUUCCAUGUGGCACAGAUCAGAUUCUGCCCCGAGAAAUAAAAUCUCAAGGUUCCGGUCAUCUCUUUCUGCUCCGGGAUACAUUGUGACACCAUCACAACAGCAGGCUCGUGUCUGUGCUCCCCAUAUGUUACCUGAAGAUGGAUCUAAUCUUUACUCUGCUCGUGGCAUUUUGUCGCUUAUCCGGUCUUCUACUCGUAGGGCUUACCAGCAGGUCUUGGAUGUGCUGGAUGAAAAUCGCAGUUUGAGAAGACAAAAUGAAAUACGAUAUGAAAGGCCUGUGUUGCGUGGGGGGUCUGCCGCUGCCACUUCUUCUAACCCUCAUCAUGAUGUCAGUUCCAGAAGAAGGGCAGAGCCUAGAAUGGAAAAUGUUGGAGAAGGAACCCAGCCAAGAUAUGGACUUUCAAAUUUGGAUACAACAAUUGAAGGAACCUCAGAUGACAUGACUGUGGUAGAUGCUGCAUCUCUAAGACGACAGAUAAUCAAACUUAAUCGACGUCUACAGCUCCUGGAGGAAGAGAACAAAGAACGUGCUAAGAGAGAAAUGGUCAUGUACUCAAUUACCGUAGCUUUUUGGCUACUUAACAGCUGGCUCUGGUUUCGCCGCUAGAGAUGGCCCAGAAUAUUUGUCACGAUAGCUGGAAUUAUAACGAAUUUGCAACAGUUCUUUGUUUUUGUGUCUGCAUCACAUGCCAUUUUAUAAUCCGUGCACUGAAAAUGUAUUUCCUCCAGAAAGACAGGAUCAAGAAAUACAGACCUAAAGGGAUAUCCUAUUGCUCAGCUGUAUUUAUUUUUCAUCAGAUUUACAGUAACACAAACCUUAAAAUAAGCUCCUUUUGCAUGUUUCAAAAACAGUUCUCCAUUUUGUUUUUGAAAGAAUUUGCUUUCUGCCACAAGAAGGGGAUGGUAUGCAGAUACCCAAUCCCUGGGUAGAGAAAGAAGAGCCGUAAAAUGAAUUUGGGAAAGUAUCUGUUGGGAAAAAGAAAUCUGUUUUUGUCCUUUGUCUCCAACACUGUUAAAGUGCUUUUAUGGUUAGAUAGGUUUGCUUCUGUUUUUUCCUUCAGCAGAACAGCUACAUCUUCGGCAGUACAGUGUUGCCAGAUUCAAGAGAACCAAGCUAUCUAAUAUUUCAUGAGUGUAUUCGUUUCAGCACAUGUACAGAAUGGAUUAAAGAAAUGAUUUGCUACAUUUCAUCAGAUUUCCCAGAGUUGUGUAAUAUGUAUUUUCUUAUUUUAGUUUUAAUUUUGCAGAUGUUUUUCUAUGAAAUACAUUUUUAAGCAAGUCCGUGUGUGUGUGAUUGAAAAGAUUACAGAGUAAGAUCCCAAUGUAGUGUAUUUAAUAAACAGUCAAGAUGAGCAAACA